UUUUAUAAUUUGCUGAUCUUAUUGAUUACAUUAUGUUGUGUUUUCAUCUGUUUUAUUGUAUGUGUUACGUUGUUAGAUCUCGCUCUAUUGUAGAAAAUAACAACUCGUAGAAGUAUAUGAGGACGAAAAAAUUCUACUAUUGUGUUUGGUAUACGGAUCUCCUCUACUGAUGGUUAUUAGUGAUCCUCUAUGAGAAAUUAAUGAAUUGUUAUUUUCUGAUAGAAGGAUAAGAGUUGUAUAAGAGUUGGGGAAGUUUUGAUAGUUUUCACAAGUUGUGGAGUAUUCAUGCAAUUAAAAAAAAAUUACAACAUAAAAAUCCAAAUGGCUUGUCCAAAUAAAUUUUUUUAACUUCAAAUCAACCUGAUUUCAAACUACUGAUUUGAAAUCAUGUCCACACAGACCCUUAGAUCUCAGAUAUUGACCCUUUUUUGGGGGAAGGGGGUUACCAGUAGAAGCUAGAGAGUGUAUCUUAAGGGUUUACAGAAAUACUGUAUAUAUGUAUAAACUCUGUAUAUGUAUUUGAAAAAUCCACUAACUUUUAAUUCAGUUAUUACUGUAUAUUAACUCAAAAUUGCUGAAGGGACCCAUAAACUUUAAAUCUUUGAUCUGCCUUUGAGGGAUAUAUGUAUUUUUUAUUGGUGUGGUUUGCUAAGUUAAUGACAAGUAGCGUUCAGCCGCCUAGCUAGGUUGGUUUAGAACUGUUUAAUAUGUGCUUAAUAGGCAAAUUUUGUGCAACACCAACUAUUCAAUAGACGCCAUGCCAAUAUGAGGUACCUAAGUGAAUGUGUUUGGAAGUUCAGGGCCGUCUAUUUAUUUGGUUGAAAAAUAAAAUGAAGUACUCCCUAUGUCAUUUAUAUGAUACACUUUCCUUUUUAGUCCGUCCCAAAAAGAAUGAAAUUAACUUUAAACUUGUACAUCAUCUACAAUGCCCAUGCCCAUGUAUUAGUUCUACUAGACGGGUGUAGCCCCUGCACUUUCAACUUUCAACUUAACCGGACGUCUUCGAAGAGCCGAUCAUUGUGCAGGACCAUUUUUGUCAUUUCCUCUCGUAAUGAUUAUCAGCAGUGACCGGAUAUGUCUACGUCACUGUCUCUACUAAGAAAGUAUAUAUAAAGAGCCCUCCGUACUAUUUCUCUUCUCUUUCAUCCUAAUAGCUUCCUUGGUAUAUAUUGAUCGAUUCAAGCAUCUCUGGUAAGCCCUUCGAACUUAGCUCCCUUUUAAUUUAAUUACGAGGAGUUUGAUCUGUUAAUUAUGAGGUCUACUUUUGAGUAGAAGAAUAGCACCUGCAAAAUUUGUUGUGUCAAGACCAGAUCUCGUUGUGUUGUGUUUUCAUCUGUUUUGAUCUAUACUAUCGUUAGAUCUCGCUUUAAUGUAGAAAAUAACAACCGGUAGAAGAAUAUACAACAACGACAUACCCAGUGUAUUCCCACAAACUGGUAGAAGAAUCUGAGGGCAAAAAUCUAUAUGAUCGGUCGGAAAUUGGCUCGCCGGAAAAAUGUUUCCGGCGGACUUCUCAUCGGAAAUACAUGACGAGCCAAUUUCCAGUUUAUGUUUAUUUUAUAGUAUUGUGUUAUUUAUAACUAUAAAUCUCAUGUGUUAGUACUUACUAUAUAGUGCUCCUCCGUACCAAUUUAUGUGGCACCAUUUGACUUGACAUGGAGUUUAAGAUAGAAAGGACGACUUAAUUUGUGGACCAAAAUAAUUCUUAGAUAUUUGUGUGGCUGUAAAUUAUCUCAUGAAGUUUAAAUUGCUUCUUGAUAUAGGAAGGUGACAUUAUUUUUGGGACAAACCAAAAAAGAAAGUGUGCCACAUAAAUCGGGACAGAGGGACUGGAUUAUUUUUGAAGAAACAAUAAAACAAGAGGGUUUAUACAUAUUUGCUGAUAGAGAUCACAAAAACAAUGUCAAAUUCUUUCAACACCUUUCCUCUCGAGCUGAAAGUACACUGCAAGGAUUGUGGACUGGAACUGAAAAAAGAUCUGCUAAAGUUUAAGGGGGUUCAUUCAGUAAAAAUUGAUCAAAAACUUAGUAAAGUUGUCAUCUCUGGCAAAGUAGACCCUGUAGAAAUCCUAAGCAAGUUUGAAAAGUGUGGGAGAGAAGCAGAGCUCUGGCCAUGUGAACAAUUAAGACGGAAUGAUCCGUUCAACGAUCCGGACAUUAUGGCGGAACUGGAGCAGCUCUCUGAUAUCUCAGGAUUGCAUUCUGUGGAGGUGACUAAAACCACUAAGAUAACUUUCCAAGGACAAUCAACAAGUAAUAACCCCGGGGUUACUCAAUCGGAAGUGCUUCCACAUGGUGCUGGUGGUGGUGGUCGACUUUGUUCUGCUUCUUCGUCAUGCUGUGGUUGCCAUGGUGGUAAUACUAGUUUCUGUUCUUGUUGUGCGAAUAAUAGAAACAACUAUUCUUACCAUAAUGUACCGGUUACACAAUCAGAAGUGCUUCCACAUGGUGGUGGAUUUUGUUCUGCUUCUUCGUCAUGUUGUGGUGGUCAUGGUGGUGAUUAUACUAGUUCUGGUUCUUCUUGUGCGAAUAGCAGAAACAACUAUUCUUACAGUUGCCCGCGGCCGCAGCCAAGAGGGUACAUUCCUGAUCCACCUGUGGUACCACCACGCUCAGGCAAUCGUCCUAUUCCAUCAGCCCCUCUUAUGCCACCUGACCAUUUUCAUCAGUCACUACCCUCACCACCUGCACCCUCGUGUACCUCCUUCAUAUUAAAGUGUCUUAAGGGAUGAGAAUGCGAAUGGCUGCAUAAUCCUAUGCUCUCUGUGUGUGUGCGCGUGUGUAUGUUUCAUGUUAUACUAUGUGGUAGAAGUCCAGUUUUUAACCCAAAAAAAAAAAAAAUUAUCAAGGGGUAGAGGAAAUACAGAAAAGUGUAGCAGUAGUAGUUCAUGUAAAAUCUGUGCUGUUGUCAGUACUCCUAUUGUAAAGUGCUUUUCCUUUUCAACGAUUGUAAAGUGUGCAUAUUGUGUGAUUUCUAAAAAAAAAAAAAAUUUUGCUCGUUGUGUGAA
Messenger RNA from Lycium barbarum (goji berry), 3007 nucleotides. RefSeq names its product chitin-binding lectin 1-like. Gene Ontology annotation, molecular function: metal ion binding. Lineage: Eukaryota; Viridiplantae; Streptophyta; Magnoliopsida; Solanales; Solanaceae. The coding region runs from base 1901 to 2731 and encodes 276 amino acids. The transcript is spliced from 2 exons. The record is from RefSeq and is a predicted model, not a curated record.